AUGAUUAUAGAUAUGAGUGAAGAGCAAGAAUCAAAGAAGACGUCUGGCGACUCGUCUGGCGAACAGAAGUCCGGAGCGAACGGCGAACGCUCCGGCAGCCCGUGUGUGGGCAGUGGCGCCAACGAGAAUGGCGCCGAGCGUGAUCGCGACGACGUUUGCCGCGAUUUCCUUAAGAACAUAUGCAAUCGCGGCUCACGCUGCAAAUUCUACCAUCCCUCUGACAGCAAGCAGCGCACUGAAGAUAUGAUCAAUUUCUGCAUCGACUUCCAGAAUCGCGGCUGUAUGCGCGACAACUGCCGCUUUGUGCAUGCGUCGCGCGAGGAAGUGGAGCGCUACAAGCACACGCGCGAGGUGACGCUGCCGCUAGCGCGGGCGAUCGCGGCGGUAUCGCAGGGCGACACGAUCGCCGGCAUCCCUGUCUGCAAGGAGUUUCAGUCCGGCAAGUGCGCUCGCGGCGCGCAGCGAUGUCGCUAUUGGCACGUGAACGUAGAGGAGGAGCGCGAACGACGACUGCGUGGCCUUCCCCCGUCUGGCGGGCCGCUCGGAAGAUAUGGUGGUCCGCCUGGUGGUCGAUACAGUGGUGGGCCGCCAGGUGGUCCAUUGUACGGCCUACCGCCUCUGGGUAUGCGUCGAUCCGGGCCACCGCUUGACGGUCCGUACGAGAAGAGAUCGCGAAUGGAGGAGAGUCGUGUAACUGAGUUAGAACGUAAGAACGCAGAACUUUCAAAAGAAGUGGAAACGUUGAAGAGAGAAUUGCAGCGUGAGCAUGAGCGCUAUGAGGAUUUGUACGCGCUUUUCCGCCAACAAAGUGGUGGCGCAGGUGCAGCUGCCUCGAAAUCCGCUGCGCAAGGCUAUGGCGGAGUGGGCGGCUAUGGCAACUGGAAUGCCGGCGGUGGUUGGCAGUAG
Molecule: messenger RNA, 906 nt
Organism: Angiostrongylus costaricensis
Lineage: Eukaryota; Metazoa; Nematoda; Chromadorea; Rhabditida; Metastrongylidae
Source: the annotation of a GenBank genome assembly